Messenger RNA from Malassezia vespertilionis, 444 nucleotides. RefSeq lists its product as uncharacterized. NCBI's taxonomy places the organism in Eukaryota, Fungi, Basidiomycota, Malasseziomycetes, Malasseziales, Malasseziaceae. The transcript has a single exon. The record is from RefSeq and is a predicted model, not a curated record. Gene Ontology annotation, molecular function: oxidoreductase activity. The coding region runs from base 1 to 444 and encodes 147 amino acids.
AUGCUGGGUCUCUUGCGCCGGGUUGCAGCUGGCGAAAAGACGGCGCUGACAAAAAGCAUUCGUUUAAUAUGGGCGACACGGUCACUUGAAUUGAUGAACUGGGUCCGCGCUGAACUUCAAAACAUUAACGAGUUGCAAGAUGUGACUGGCAUUAAAGUCUCUGUCGAGGUGUUUGUUACUCGUAACGCGAAUGAGUUGGUUCAGUCUUCAAAAGGAUUCUUUGUUACUUGCAAUGCACGUUUUGACACGAAAUUAGUGCUUGCCCAAGAGGUGGAGUAUGCGAAAGAGAUGGGAUCGAUCACGAUGGGCAUCCAAGCGUGCGGCUCUUCGGAUUUGGUGAUAGCUGUUUCGAACGAAGCUGCACGGUUGAACUACAAUGUUCUCCGUGGCCGUCUUGGCACUCUAAAGGAUAUUGUCCUUAAAACGGAACGUUUCAUUAUGUAA